Molecule: messenger RNA, 2042 nt
Organism: Aphanomyces astaci
Lineage: Eukaryota; Oomycota; Saprolegniomycetes; Saprolegniales; Verrucalvaceae
Exons: 2
Coding region: 32-1966 (644 amino acids)
Molecular function (GO): protein binding; metal ion binding
Source: RefSeq, a predicted model, not a curated record
UUUGACGACAAAUUGCAAGUGCACUGACAGUAUGGCCGCGCACCAUCGGAACAGCGCCAUUCUAACGCUAGACCAGCUCAUGCAUCAUGAUCUGUGGGUCCCUGACCAAGAGAGGCAGCGCUGCCACGCGUGUUCGCGGAACUUUGCCACAUUUACCCGACGUAAGCAUCACUGUCGGACGUGCGGCGAGGUGGUGUGCAGCUCCUGCUUGGUCAAACGAUCAGCAGAGUUUCCCGUGAAGGGGCUCACGGACGUGAAAAUCUGCCUGUCGUGUGUCAUGCUCCAGUCGACGGAGCAAGGCCUUCCGAUCCGCACACCGCCAGUGGGUUUCACGCGGCCGUCCAAUCUCCGCUACACGUACACCGGAUCCGAGGACGAAAGAUUGUCCUCGCGCAGUGCAUUCUCCGACCAAAUGAUGACUCGGCAGCCCACAUCCGAUUACGACGACCAACGGCGGCGCGGGAUGUCCGCCGACCGAGGUCGCGCGCGCAGCGACCACAACGUGGCUGCAUGGGACUACCCGUGGCCGCCCCCGCCGAUGCCUCUUCUUGAACACGAACGGCUCGAAGCUCUGAGGAGCCUCGACAUCCUAGACACUCGACCCGAGGAGGCGUUCGAUACGUUGUGCGCGGCCGCCGCGACGGCGUUUGAGUGCCCCAUCGCUGGCAUCGGGUUCAUGGACGCGGACCGGCACUGGUUCAAAGCGUCCGUGGGGCUCCGCCAACGCGAGUUCCCCCGCCGCGUGACGUUUUGUGCGCAUGCGCUCACAGCCCCGCGGCGCUACGACGAUGCCCUCGUCGUGCUCGACACGGCGACCGAUCGUCGCUUCGCGUACAACCCGCUCGUGACGGGCCCCGCCGCCAUCCGAUUCUACGCCGGCGCGCCCAUUUGGUCCAGCGACGGGCAUGUGCUGGGCACUGUGUUUGUCAUGGAUGCCGCGCCUCGGGCGUACUGCGACCCCACGACCCUCCAAGGGAUCGCUGCCAGUGUGGCCCAAGUGCUCGUGGCGCACAGCCCACCCCCAACCACGACAACAACAUCGUCAAUGUUCCCCCCAUCUCGAUCCCAUCCUCCUUUAAAACAACCAACGCAGCCGCAACGUCCUGAGGUUGUCACUCGUCCGCGAGACGCAGCACCUGGGGUACCACGAGCAGUGGCAUCACCCAAAGCCAAUGUCGAACCUGCCUAUAACCACCACGAGCCUCCUGGUACGUGGCAGCACCCGUGGCCUCCGCCCCCCCGACCAUCCGACGAACCUGCCCGCCUGCGAGCGUUGCGCGAGUGCCAUGCUUUGCACACGCAUGAUCCACAAACUGACGCGGUGUUGGACGGGGUUUGCAUUGCCGCCGCCGAGACGUACCAUUGUCCCAUGGCGGCGAUUGGGUUUCUCGGCAUGCACGAGCAAUGGCUCAAGGCCACGGUGGGGCUGCUGCAAGAUGAGAUUCCACGAAGUGUGGCGUUCUGUGCCCAUUUGGUGGCGGGGGCGCGAUCACCCGUGUCGAUGGUUGUGCUGGACACGGUGAACGACCCCAGGUUCGCCCUCAACCCGCUGGUCACUGGCCGCGCCGGCAUUCGAUUCUACGCGAGCGCCCCUGUGUGGUCCGACGACGGCCACGUCCUCGGCUCGGUGUUUGUCAUGGAUACGAUCUCGCGGCAGUACUGCGAUGACAGGGCACUGCGGUCGAUGGCGUCCAAGGUGACGGCGCAUCUAGCACGACGACAUCACCGUCAAGACCGACUGUCGCCACGGCCCCAAGCUCCGACAACCAAGUCGAUAAGUGUACCAAAUGAAUACCUGGUACGAGGUGACACCAAGGACAAGGACGAGGCCACGGUAGUGCUGGACGAUGUGGACGGGGAUGUUGUGAGGGAGUCGGAGAUGGAGUCGAUGCUUGUGAACCUCCUGCGCCGCACCAUGCAAACCCAGCAUCAAGUAUCCAGCCACGUUGGUACCACCAGUGCCUAGUGAGAUAUUUACUGUUAGACUUGCCGUAAGUUUAUGUCGCCGUUGUAAUUUCAUGUGGUGCAUGUUUAUGUGCUCA